This is a messenger RNA of Pomacea canaliculata, 3227 nucleotides long. Its product is annotated as fibroblast growth factor receptor 1-like. Gene Ontology annotation, cellular component: signaling receptor complex. The coding region runs from base 366 to 2798 and encodes 810 amino acids. Gene Ontology annotation, molecular function: transmembrane receptor protein tyrosine kinase activity; ATP binding. Gene Ontology annotation, biological process: positive regulation of kinase activity; protein phosphorylation; multicellular organism development. The record is from RefSeq and is a predicted model, not a curated record. The transcript is spliced from 17 exons. Lineage: Eukaryota; Metazoa; Mollusca; Gastropoda; Architaenioglossa; Ampullariidae.
CUAGGCCAUGAGGUGAACAAAGGUAUCGACGGCACGUUCCGUCCAACCGUUCUUAGAAUGUUGCACAUCAACUUUCUUCCGUUGUUCAUACCUUGGCAUUGGCCUACAAGGUUCGCGCGUAGGGUACCUUGAUUAUAUACGGGUGUUCGGGCUACAAAUAGACCUCAAACAACGUGAAGGUUUUCCUGCCUGACAAGUUCGAUUGACGAUGAUUCAGCACGCGUCUGGCACAGCCAUCGUUCACUGAGCAUGCGCGUUCAACACUUUAUUUGAAACUAAAUACAGGUCUUCUUUCCAUUUUAAUAAUAAAAAGAACCCGAUAGUAUAUAUGCAGGCUUGACUUACUGAACGGUGUGCCGCCGCGCAUGCGCAUUCGGUACUUCGGAGCAGAAGACAACAGGCGAAACGCAGAUGAGCAACAACAAAUCGAGCGUUGCAGGCACAACACGAUGGCGCUAAGCACAGCUUUUAUGUUGGUGGCUCUAACGUCAAGAGUGUUAGCAAGUGACCUUGUCAAGAUCCAAGGACCCAGUGAUAAUGCCAUAAUCGUUGGGAACAACGUAGAACUGUUCUGUCUGGUAUACACCACAGAUGAAAAUGGUGUGCAGCAGAAAGUUACUCAGCCCUACAAUGUCACCUGGUACUUCAAGCCGGAGGGUGUCAAUGUCAGCAGGGUGGUGCUCGAGUUCAUAAGUGAUGGACAGUCUGCAAACUCCGUGUCCUUUGACUCCAGCAAGUACAAAGCUGCAGAAGUUGCCCGAUUGCAGAUCCUGGCCAUCUCCCUUGGCGAUGCUGGCUUGUACACCUGUCAUCUUGAUGCGUCUGGUCAGCCAUCCACUGGGUACGGUGCCCACUUGAUGGUCAUUGACACACCUGCUUGCCACAAUCAAAACCCUGAGAGUUUCUCUGAGCAAAACAUUACACUGGAUUGCAUUAUUAAUUUCCGUGGAUACCGCAUGCCCAUCGUUGACUGGCGUCUUGGCACGCUGAAGCUUAACUCCACAACUGAAGUGCUCAAGAAUAAGAGUGUGCUGAUUGAGACGUUGACUCUGACAGCAACAGAACAAAUGAAUGGCUAUGUGUACCACUGUCAUGUAGAGUACCCUGGGCUGGCACAGAUUGAAUGCAUGGCUCAUCCAAGUCUCCGUGUUUAUAAAGCAGCCCAGAUCAUGUCAGUUGUCGUCAGUUCAUCUAGUGGACAAGAGAGUUCUCGCAUUGCACCUGGUGCCAAGGUGCGCAUGCAGUGCUCUGCUCAGGGCUAUCCAGUUCCACAAUACACCUGGUAUUUCCGCCCCCGGGGCAGUUCAUCUAUGCCUCGUAAACUUGCUAUUCAAGACUACUAUGAAAUUCCAUCAUUCCAGGCUACGGAUGAAGGAAUGUAUUACUGCUAUGCAAUCAACGAAAUCAACACAAGAGUGUUUCGUGACUCAAGAAACUUAACUCUUCAGUUGCAAGAAGUGGAGUAUAAUCAGCAGUACAAUGUUGGGGGACAGGCCUGGAGCGCAAGCAGUGCUGGAGGAGAACUGCAGGCCCAAGAAUCAGACUCUGGAAUACAGUACCCUUUGACUUCUUCCAGCUCUUCUUCUAGCACAGGUUCUAUUUUCUCACCUUAUGCAGUAGGAGCACUGAUAAGUGCAGGACUGGCUGUGCUGCUUAUAAUCGUCUUUGUUGUGCUGGCAAUGAGGCUAAAGAAGCGUGAGAGAAAGAUCCGAGAGAAGUUAGCACGAGCACAUGAUGAAACACUGGACGACCAGGAAGUGGAACUUUUAGAUGAAGGUCUCCAACCCAAUGGGCAUUUUCUGCCUGCAGAGUAUUCUCGAUUGAAGAUGAGUUGGGAAAUCCCACGAAAGGACAUCCGUCUACUGGAACAGAUAGGACGUGGAUCCUUUGUGGAAGUAUGGAAAGGCCGCAUGCGAAGGACUCCUGGAACUAAUGAUAUCGUACGCAUUAUUGUGAAGAAGCUGGAUGCAGAGGCCACUAAUAAGGAGAGACACUUCUUCAGCACGGAGCUAGAGGUCAUGAAGAUGGUGCCGUCUCACCCUAACAUCGUCAGACUUAUUGGCAGCUAUACUUCCAACGAACCAUGGCUUACGAUGCUGGAGGUGGCUCAAGAGGGCACACUGCAGGAGUUUUUGCAGCGCCAUCGUCCAGGGCAGCAGGAGAUCGUCAUUGGAAGGGGAGAUGACCAGCCAGUCUUCAUGCGGAAACACACGCUGACAGCGCAGAAGCUGCUCUGUCUUGCUGCCCAGGUAGCCAGUGGACUGGAGCACCUGCAGAAAUUCAAACUUAUCUACUACCGGCUGCAGUCUGCACGUGUUCUUGUUGCCAAAGGAGGAGUGUGCAAACUCUCUGGCUUUGGUUUUCCUCAUGAAAUUGGGGACAGAAACAUGUACCAGCAGGCCUCAGCUCCAAUUCGCUGGAUGGCCCCUGAAUCUUUGGUGGAAAAUGUCUACAACACAAAGACUGACGUGUGGUCUUAUGGUGUUCUUGUCUGGGAAAUUCUCCACUUUGGCAUGACACCAUGGCCACGCCUUGGACCUCAGGAAGUGCUUGAAAGUGUGCACACAGGCAAACGUAUGCCCCCACCACCACACUGCAGCAAGAUCAUCUACGGGUUAAUGAUGAAAUGCUGGAUGGCUAACCCAGAGGACCGGCCUACCUAUGAUGCCAUACUGGAGAGUCUGUCUCACAUGGUCACAGAGGCAGAAGCCCAUGUUGUCUACGCUCACCUGCCGGCAUACCUGCAGAGUCUGGAUGGUGGUGCUGAUGGUGACGCAGAUGGAAUUUCACAUGCAUAGGUCAAGGUGACCAAUCAGCAGCACAUCAUUUUUUUAGAUUAUUUUCAGACUUGACUAACUUGAUAGGCUGUGUGAGCAGAGUGGAUUGGUCUUUGUAAAAGGGACAAAACUGUGCUUUAAAGUGUGUAAGUACCCUGUGGGCUGUAGCAGGUCCCUCUUUGUGACUACAGUAGAAUAGUAGACAUCUUUCUUUGACUAAAAUGUUAAUGACACUGUUAUGUUUACAUAAACAUAUCAUUUUAGUUUACGUCUUUGCGUCAUGUCAUUUUAGUUUCAUAGCUUGUGAUAUUUGAAUUCUCACCAUGUUCAGUGACUUUCAUUUUCUGGUGGAGAGUAUGAAGGCAUACUUAGAAUGUUCUUUGUGUUUAGUGUUCACGUGUAACCAUUUAUACCUACUGCUGCAGCUAAUAAACAGAUUUUCAAUUUGGA